Messenger RNA from Hypomesus transpacificus, 3629 nucleotides. It is a transcript of the gene stambpl1, whose product is annotated as STAM binding protein-like 1. Gene Ontology annotation, cellular component: endosome; membrane. Gene Ontology annotation, biological process: protein K63-linked deubiquitination. Gene Ontology annotation, molecular function: K63-linked deubiquitinase activity; protein binding; metal-dependent deubiquitinase activity. NCBI's taxonomy places the organism in Eukaryota, Metazoa, Chordata, Actinopteri, Osmeriformes, Osmeridae. The record is from RefSeq and is a predicted model, not a curated record. The transcript has 12 exons. Bases 357 to 1619 code for a protein of 420 amino acids.
UGACACAUCCCUUCAUGGGGUCCACCGCUGCUGCUGACAUUGUACAGUACUACACCGCUGAUGCAGCAGCCGAGCCGCGCACACUGACCUCUCAGGAUAACAAUCUGACUCGCUUCAUAGCGCAUCGGAUUUCGGCCACGGCAUUCAGCCAUUUUAUAACAUUUUGAAACUUCAUAUCAUUUCAUUUCUAAAGCAUGCACCACAUGUGACCGUGGCGGCGAUGUGGAGUGGGCAAGGGGAUCAGCCAUUGGACACACGAGAGAAUUAACUGUGAAGGAUCAUGGGAGGUGGCAGAUGGACGAGAGUUGUGUGGGCAGAGCAAAGCCUGUGAGACACCAGAGAAGACCACACACACCAUGGACUACGGCUUCAGCUUCAACACGCUGAAGAAGCUGGCGGCCGAGCCGGACUACACGGACGUGAGCCUGGCGGCGGUGGAGCGCGUGCGGGCUCUCAGCAAGAUGGGCUGCAGCGUGGAGAUCAACGAGGAGAUCGCCCCCCGUCGCUACUUCCGCUCCGGGGUGGAGAUGGAGCGCAUGGCGGCAGUGUACCUGGAGGAGGGCAGCCUGGAGAACGCCUACGUCCUCUACAACAAGUUCAUCACAUUAUUUGUGGAGAAGCUUCCGGCCCACAGGGACUACCAGCAGUGCAGUGUCCCAGAGAAGCAGGUCAUCAUGAAGAAAUUACAGGAAGUGGCGUUCCCCAGGAAGGACCAGCUGAAGAAGCUUCUCCAUGAGAAGUACAACAGAGAACACGCGGAGUACCUGAGGAGCCAGAGCCAGGCGGUGGUGGCGGAGGGGUGUGGCCAGCAGCUCCAGCGCCUCUCCCUAUUGGAGGAGGAGAGGCAGCGCGUCGCGCAGCUCCGCCGGAUGCAGCUGGAGUCGGAGCAGUUCCGCCACUUUGAGGACCAGCUGCGGCGCCAGGAGCUGGCCAAUCGCAGGGAGGAGGCGGCCUCCCAACUGCCCGAGCAGACGGACGGGUCCUGCCUGACGACGCAGGCCGCCAAGAACCACGUCCGAGCCCUCCCCGACCCCGACAGGAACAAGCCGCCGCCCCCCAGCGCCAAAGCUGCCGGCACAGUCCAGACCCAGCGCGUGGAGGGGCUGAGGAGGGUGGUCCUCUCCAGAGACCUGACCUACCGCUUCCUCCUGCUGGCCGACAGCAACACGGCCCGCGGCAUCGAGACCUGCGGCGUGCUCUGUGGGAAACUGACCCAUAAUGAGUUUGUGCUGACCCACGUGGUGGUCCCUAAACAGUCUGCCGGGCCGGACUACUGUGACAUGGAGAACGUUGAGGAGCUCUUCAGCUUCCAGGACCAUCACAACCUGCUCACUCUGGGCUGGAUCCACACCCACCCCACCCAGACAGCCUUCCUGUCCAGUGUAGACCUGCACACGCACUGCUCCUACCAGCUCAUGCUGCCGGAGGCCAUCGCCAUCGUCUGCGCCCCCAAACACAACGAUACGGGGGUGUUCAGGCUCACAGGCCCAGGCAUGGGGGAGGUGGGAGGCUGCAGGAUGAAAGGCUUUCACCCCCACUCCAAGGACCCUCCCCUCUUCACCCAUUGUAAGCACGUGGUGUUGAAGGACUACAAGACCACAGUGCUGGACCUCAGGUGACAGAGAGGGGGCCCCACCCUCACCCCCGCACCAUGAACCCUCACCCCCUCCUCACAGCGUAACGCCAACAUGAGCCCAACCCUCCCCCGCCACAUCGCAGACUGGAAAUGUUUGUUUACAUGACGGCAUUUGUACUUUUAUUUAUUUCUGUGAAGACGGUACUGUAAACGGAGCGGGCCUGUUAAACGCUGGAGUGUCGUGAACUUGGACAGUGGAGCUGUGAACUUUGUUGAAGUUUAUUGUUGUUUUAAUGCUGCUGCUGUUGUUGUUUUUUAUCCUGCUUGUUUAUGCGAUGGCAUUUCGAUGAGGAAGGACUAGUUGACAAAGGCCUUUACAGCACAAGGCCUGAAAUGUCUCAGAGAUGGUGUGCGCGUGUGUGUGUGUAUAUGUGUGCUUGCGCAGACUUGAGACGUGUGCGUGUGUGUGUAUAAAGACUUCUUGCUGAGCCAGGUUUGGUGAACAUUUGAAGUGAUAUGACAAACUCACUGCUUGAAUUUUGAUGACAACUUUGUGGCUAACUGGUCUAGGAAGUUGCUUUUGUGUUUUGUGGUCGUGUUUGACUUCUAACUGGUAAACACAUUGGCCACUUGGAUGUCACAGUCUUUCAAGUUUUUAACUAUGUGUGUCGCAAGUGGUGACUUGGACCUAACAUAUCCCUUCACCUAGAGAGGUGGUCUGUCUGGGGAAGCUCAACCAAGCAGGACCUAACGUAUCCCUCCGCCUAGAGGUUGUUCUACUGUCUGGAGAAGCCCUACCAAAGUGCUCUGAAAAUAUCAGUCAAACAAAGACACCGUAGACGCCUUAUCUUUUCUCCUAUAUCCUCCUCUCCUAUAUCCUCCUCUCCUGUAUCCUCCUCUCCUAUAUCCUCCUCUCCUAUAUCCUCCUCUCCUCUACCCUUUUUCUGUGAGGGGUACCAGGUUUCAGGGUGAGUUCUCUAAAGCUCCGAGGCAUUAGGAUCAUUUGAAGUAUUUUGGCAAUAGACAAAGUCUGUCUUAUUUUUCUAUCUCAUGCUGAUUCUGUACCCAGGUGGUCAUGUCUCAGGAGGCGUGGGUGUCUCAAAGCUCCUUCCCAGCUAGUCCAGAGCUCUCCAACCCUCUUUCUGGGCUCCCCCAACCCUCAUUUAGUGCACACCCUUCUAACAGCUGCUGGGAGUCAGGUUAGUUACAGUCUAAGGAAAUAAUAACCCUACUGGACUGUUAGCUACCCAGGAACAGGGAUGGGGAGCUCCACCAUUGUUCAUCUCCGUCGGCGGCCGAGGCAGGAAGAGCCCUCCCCCGAGGUUCUGUCACCGCUGACAGCCUUCACAGGGUCCACCGGAGAGCGAGGGCGUCCGUACCCAAGUGGUUCAGGGACUGCACCGUCUCUGCUCCGUAAAAGCCCAUGUUCCACUGCGUGGCUACGAGCUUGAAGCAAACGUGUAUGUUCUUGUGGCUUUGUGUGUGUGUGUGUGUGUGUGUGGACUGUGGCCGUGACCCUUGAGCCUGUAUGUGAAGGUCACGCCCCUCUUUUACACUGCCGGUUUACUAAUAAAACUGCUACUGAUCCGUCCUGUGUCUGUGGACUGUCUGUUGUACCCACCCAGCACCUGAAAUACCCUGUAGCCUGUGGAUGGGACUCCUAAUACGCACAACACCCUUCCAUGUCUAGUGGAGAUCUGAUGGAUGUCAUGUUUGCCUGACACGUCACACUCCUGUGUGGAUCUGUGGACCGGCCUGCGUGUCUGGAUCAAGCUAGAGACACCUGUGGACUAGAAGUAUCAGCUAUCGAGGAAGCAGCUCUACAGAUACCAGCCGUAGCAGAACCAGCUCUGGGAAACGGCAGACCAGAGAGAGCAACUUUAAAGAAAGCAGCUCUACAGAUGCCAGCUCUAGAGAAACCAGAGAUACUAGCAAAUUAGAGAUAGCAGAGCUGUAGAGAUCAAAUAACAUGUUAGUUGUCUGUCCCUUGUGCAAGCAGUGUCUCAGAAGGCCGGCCCUGUCAGCAUCCUUCACAGACCCAGAGGAAGCCGGU